Molecule: messenger RNA, 1980 nt
Organism: Cloeon dipterum
Lineage: Eukaryota; Metazoa; Arthropoda; Insecta; Ephemeroptera; Baetidae
Product: cytochrome P450 4C1-like
Exons: 13
Coding region: 90-1652 (520 amino acids)
Molecular function (GO): oxidoreductase activity, acting on paired donors, with incorporation or reduction of molecular oxygen; iron ion binding; heme binding
Source: RefSeq, a predicted model, not a curated record
UCAGUGUAGUGACCGAGUGCGGAGACUGCAGUUGUUGCAUAGAGAAGGUUGCCGCCGCUGCUCCUGCUGCACCGACAGAACGCCAAGCUAUGCUAAUUAUAAUCACCAUAUUAGCCCUGAUUGCACUAUGCAUCUCAAAGCUACGCAGGCAUCCAGUCGACAAACUGCCUGGUCCACCCACCCUGCCAUUUGUAGGAAACUUGCUUACUUUUGUCGGAACACCAGAAGAAAUGUUUGAGAAAUUCAACUCUUUCGCUCGUGACUUUUGGCCGCUUUACCGCACCUGGCAGCUCAACACCCCAGUUAUUCACCCCCUGCUGCCCGAGCACGUCGAGAAAGUGUUAGCGAGCAGCAAAAACACACAGAAAAGUCGAGAUUACCGCUUCGUCGAGAGCUGGCUCGGCACCGGUCUCUUCACAAGCAACGGGGCGAAAUGGCAGGAGCGGCGCAAACUGCUCGCGCCCACCUUUCAUCUCAAAGUGCUGGAGCAGUUUGUGCCAACGAUCAGUGAUAACGCGGCCGUGCUGGCACAAAAAUUGCAGCUGCUGCUGUGUCAGUCGCCGAAUGAGCCGAUCGAUGUCGUCCCAUUGGUGACUCUCUGCGCUCUCGACAUCAUCUGCGAAACUGCAAUGGGGAGAUCAAUUCGAGCGCAACACAAAGAUUCAAAAAAUACUGAAUACGUAUCUAGUAUUCAUAGGAUAAUGGACCUCAUUGUCUAUCGCGCCAUGCGGCCUUGGCUCCACCCUCACUGGAUUUUCCGCGUCUCACCGACUGGAAGGGAAUUCGCCAAAUGUCUCCGCACUUUGCACAGAUUCACCAGAAAUGUUAUUGACGAAAAGCGGCUGGAAAGGGAGCAAGGCGAGCUGGAAAUUAAGGUCGUGCCUUCCGUGCCCACUUCUAAUGGAUACGAAGAUCCCGAGCGGAUUAGUGUGAGAAAUCGGCUAGUUUUUCUCGAUCUUUUGCUCAAGCUGAACGAAUGGGACUGCAAACUUUCAGAUCAAGAGAUCUGCGAGGAAGUUGACACUUUUAUGUUCGGGGGACACGACACAACGUCCAAUUCCAUUAGCUGGGCGCUUUUCUACCUGGGCUGCAAUUUAAAAAUACAGGAGGAGGUGUUCAAUGAGAUCGAAGGAUCAGACUUGAGCAAUGAAAAUCUAAACUCGUUUAAACUGCUGGAUAGAGUCAUAAAAGAGACUCUCCGUUUGAGACCGCCAGCGUACAUGAUCUUCAGACUGUUGGAGCAGCCUUUACAGCUAGAUGACGUAGUGUAUCCAAGCGGGACAAAAGUCAACAUUCACAUUUACGACGUACAACAAAACCCAGCAGUGUUUCCAAACCCGGAAAAAUUCGAACCUGACCGAUUUCUGCCAGAAAACAUGGAGGGAAGACAUCCGUUUUCCUACAUCCCGUUCAGCGGCGGGCCAAGGAACUGCGUCGGCCAAAAGUUUGCUGUGCUCGAGAUGAAAAUUGUGCUCGCAACUUUGAUAAGGCGUUUCCGAUUUGAAUCAGUGGACCCAGAAAAGCACUCGAAGUGCGCGCCAGAUCUGGUUUUGAGACCCAAGCACGGGAUUCAUCUGCGGUUUACGCCUCGUGAAAAGUUAGCUGGAUUCGAGAAAGGCGAGAAUGAAGAGCAUUGCGUAACUCAUCUGUGAAUUUUCUGUACAUGGGUAUAAGAUAAUUUUCUUUGAUCUUUGAUACUGCAUGAUUGAGGAAAAAUACUAAUUUUACAGAUCCUUUAAUUAAAUGUAGUCUAAAUUAAAAUUCGCUCAGGUUCCCAUCCAUAAUAUUAGAGGAAAUUUGCUUUUGAAACGGUGAUUUCCCUCUGCGUUGUAAAAAUUUGUAUUGCGGGGAUAGAAAUUUAAAUUCAGUUUCAUUUUUUUAAACUUUCGGCAAAAUCUAAAUAUACUGAAGCUAAACUCUGCAUGUUGAUGCUAUGUUUAAUUGUUACCAUUCUUUGUUAAAAAUAAAACAAGAACUCUA